AGCCGCGGCGCGAGCGGGGCCCUCUCUCGAGCGCACCAGACCCCAGUCUCAGCACGAGACCACGAAAAACCGCCAACCGCCCGUUACUGCUCAUUUCACACCGGCGACGCGAACGGAGAGAGACACAGAGAAAGAUAAAGACAGAGGUUACUGAAGCGCCACUCUCUCUCGUUUGUAGAGGAGGUUUUGUGGCUCUCUAGCUGUUCGGCUAGCUGCAGCGGUGUGGGACUAGCAUAGCACAAGCUUUUGUAAUCCACAGCCGGCCUCAAACACACACAACACAAAGCGCGCCAGGACACGGAUCCGUUGGACGGAAUAAACGACAUACCUGAAGAGAGAGACGGGACCGGCGGAGACAGAGGCUGGUUCUGAGGGGUGUGGCCGCAGGACCAGACUCAAUGAGUUUCCAGCGACAUGUCAGAGAAGUCAGGGCAGAGCACAAAGGCAAAGGAUGGCAAGACAAAGUAUGCAACCCUUAGCCUGUUCAACACUUACAAGGGCAAGUCUCUGGAGACCCAGAAAACUGCAGUUGCUUCCAGACAUGGGCUCCAAAGUCUGGGCAAAGUUGCUGUCAGUCGACGCAUGCCCCCUCCGGCCAACCUGCCCAGCCUAAAAGCUGAGAACAAAGGCAACGACCCCAACGUUAGCAUUGUACCCAAAGACGGCAGUGGGUGGGCCUCCAGACAGGAUCAGCCAGGAGACGAACGGCAGCAAGAGACCCCUCCACCGCAGCCCAAGCCAUCUGUGCCCCAGACCACUGAAGCUCCUCUGGCAGGCAGCCGCUCCUGGGCCAACAGCAAACAGUCUGGGCAGCUGGACGGUGCAGGAGCUCCUCGCAUGAGCAGUCAGUUCCAUCAGGAGUUUCCGAGUCUGCAGGCGGCAGGUGAGGUGGAGAAAUCAGGUGAUCAGGAAGAUGAGCCCUAUGGACCGGGCCCCAGCCUCAGGCCUCAGAAUGUGGGUAGUUGGCGAGAAGGUGGCGGUAGGAACCUAAAUGUUGCUCCCAGCCCCUCUGAGACUGAAACUAAGCCUACUGAGGAGGCAGGGGUGGGUCGAGGCACACCUUCUCCCUCCUGUGAUUCUGAAGAGACAGGGAAACCCUCUGCUGUUGAGGGCAGAGAACAGAGAGACAAACUCCCAAGUACAGGCCCUCAGCAUAAACUCAACGGUGGGCAGCAGCCACCAGGAGGCAUAUCGUCAUCUCAGUUCAAUGCCCAGUUCAGGAGCAUGAUGCCCCCAUAUAUGUUUAAUGCAUACCCUCGAGGGCCCUUUCCUCCUGCACAAGGCAACAUUAGAUACCUUGGACAACAGGAAAUAUCAAAGGGUCCACGGCCUGUUGGAAGACCCUUCCACCCUCCAUCACAGACAUGGCUGCAGGAUCCAGACAGGCCAUCAAUCGUUAGUGCCACUGAAUUAAAAGAGCUAGACAAUCUGGACACUGAUGCAGAUGAGGGCUGGGCAGGUGCUCAGAUGGAAGUUGACUAUUCUGAGAAACUGAACUUUAGUGAUGAUGAGGAGAACCAUUCGGCUAAAGAGAAAGGAGAUAACUGGGAGUGGAUGACUAAAGUUGACCGUAUGCGGCCAAGAAAAACUGAUGCCCAGGAGGGAUGGAAAGGAAGAGUAGAGGAGAGGAGUGAAGGCAAGAGCUCAUGGGCAGAGAGUGGAGACCCCAGAGCUCCCUCCCCUGGCAAUAUUGGCCAUUAUAGCAAGACCGCACCUUUGCAAGAGCAACAGGGCCAACAAGUUGGACGUUCUAUGGGAAGUGGCGGCACCCGGGUUGCUAAACAGUCCACUACAGCACCUCCUGCUGCUGAGGAGGAAACAGAGGCAUGGCGACAGAAACGGAAGAAGCAGUCAGAGCUGUCUGAGGCAGUGGAACGUGCACGUCGACGGCGUGAGGAGGAGGAACGGCGCAUGGAAGAACAGAGACUUGCUGCCUGCAAAGAGAAACUCAAACAGUUAGAGGAGAAACGGCGACCUUCCACGACUAUAGAAACUACUAAACCAACUACGCAAACUCACAGUGAUCCCCAGGAAGUGACUGAAACUGUGCCUAAACUACCUGCUGAAACUCCUCCCCCUCAGCCUCCACCUCCCAUUGUACAGCAGCCCUGCCCUCCCAAGCCAACCCACGAAAGGACAGAGCCCAUUGUGGAGGAGGUUCCACAAUUCAUUACCCGACAACCUAGCCCUCCUGUCCUCAGGGCUGCUCCUGAACCCCAAAGCAAAGUUGAUACUGCUGUAACUGAAGAGGUCCACAGACAGGUGGAGAGACAACCAAUGAGAGACUACUUUAGUUCCGAGGAGUCACGAGUUGAGGAGCCUCAGUUGUGUCUGUCCAGACUGGAUCACUCUGUUGGUGAAGAUGCACCAAUUCAACAACUGGAAAAUGAGGGAGACACAGGGACUGCUAUUCGCCCUUCAGUCACCUCUGGAUACUCAAAACAGUUCCAGAAGACUUUGCCACCCAGAUUCCUCAGACAACAGGAACAGCUUAAACAACAACAGUGGCAGCAGCAGCAGCAGCAGCAACAGGGUGGAGGAGGUCCAGUCUCUCCCUCAAGGGGUUCUGUUCCCCCUCAGCACAGAUCCCUCUACCAACCUCUUGGCCCCCACCAUCAACAUCUUGCCUCUAUGGGUUUUGACCCACGGUGGAUAAUGAUGCAAUCAUAUAUGGACCCCCGAAUAAUGUCUGGACGGCCACCAAUAGACAUGCCUUCUAUGCACCCUGCAGGGAGAAUGCCUCCAAAACAAUUGGUACGACGAGACCCCACAGACAACAGCAGCUCUGGUUCGGACUCGUUUGAUCAUCUGACCCGUCCAAUUAGAGAACAUGGAGUUCCCAGUGAGCCUCGAAUGGUCUGGGGUUCUGACCCUUAUCCCCAAACGGAGGGCUUGACCUCCUCAGUGACUACUAAAGUGCGAGAUGAUAGCAAGGAGCCAAGACUGGACACUGGUUUGGAGCUGGACGGAGGUCUUUCAGGUGUCUACCCUCAAGACCAUAGCUCUCUUGAGCCUCCGAGCAAGAGUGACUUCUUCAGGGAUUCAUCUGAGCCCUUGUCUGCCUUUAGUCAUGUUUCGGAAGAGUUACCAAGUCUCCAACAGACUGAUAGAGCACCAGUCAUCUCUUCCUUUGAGCCCGAGGAGGCCAGCCUCUCAGCUUCAGAGGAGGUUGAAGCAAUUGGACAGGCUGUACUGAAAAGGAGCAUUUCUCAAGGAUCCAGUCACUCUCUGAAACUGGAAGAGCCAAGAUUUGAAGGAUUUGCCUUGGCGCAGAAGCCCCUUGACUUUGCUGAUGCUGCGGAAAGACCAGAGGACAAGUCCAGAAAGGAUUCAUGUGGUCAGGGGUCUGUGAUCAACAACCGUGCCACCCCUCCUGUAGCCAAUGAUGGUUUGCACAAAACAGACAAACCACUCUUACCUGCACCCAGCAAGCAGAAGACAGAGAUGCGCUGGGGAUCCCGUGGGUCCGGACCAGGGAGGAGAGAUGGACCCGGAGGAGAGCGUCCAAUCAGGAGGUCUGGGCCUAUUAAGAAACCUGUUUUGCGGGACAUGAAGGAAGAGCGGGAACAGAGAAAAGAGAAAGAAGAGAAACAUGAACGAGGGGAUCGAUCGAAAAAAGAGAGUGCUGCUCCGAAAUGUGCUUCUUCAGCUGCUGUAGUGUCAUCUGAUGUGCAGAAGACCUCUGGAGAUGGGAACAAAGGAAUGGUAGAACCUGAAGUGGGAGCAGCCACUGCUGUUGUGAAAUCCAGAGAUCUACAGGCAACAGCAGGUUCUGCAGCUGCAUCUGUUGUGAAUGAAAAGCCAGACAAGCCUGCACCAAGUGACAAACGUCCUGAACCCAAACUACCAUCUCGCAAAGACUCCAACCUCCCAAGAGCUUACAGGAGAGAGGAGAGGGAGCGAGACAGAGAUCGGGACAGAGAUCGGGACCGAGAGAGAAACAGAGACACAGAAAGGGAGAGAGACUGGCAUUCUGAUGCCAAUUUUAAAGCCCGUGGUCGGGGAGAGUACUAUUCCCGUGGCCGGAGUUACAGAGGCAGCUAUGGUGGGAGGGGCAGAGGUAGUCGUGGCCGGAGUCGAGGGGAGUAUGCAUACAGAGAGCCACGGUCACGCUCUGACCUGCCAUAUAAUGCUACAGGGACAGCUGUUUUCCGCUGUCGGGAAGAGAGUGAAACGCGUAGUGAGAGCUCAGACUUUGAAGUCUUACCCAAGCGCAGACGCAGGCGAGGCUCAGACACAGACUCUGAAAGUGAAGGCAGAGAAUCUGCCAGUGACACUGGAGCAUCGGAUCGUGAGCCCAGCACCAAACCAAGCAGACCGCUCCGUCGUGAGCUGCCAGAAUCUCGCUCUUCUAAAUUGGCCUCAGGCUUUUCGGCUGGAAAUUUUUCAGAAAAAUCAGGAUCCAGGGAUGAGGAUGGGCGGCCAAAACCAGGUUUUCUGUUAAAGGGUGAGGCGGCACGCCGGGGCAGGGGAGGCUUACACAGCACGAGAGGAGGUGGUAGGGAGAGGGGCAGCCACAGGUCUGCUCCUUUCCGUCGGGCUGCUGGCAAGGAGGGUUCACAGUGGCCCUCAAAGCCCAUGGAGACCUUCCGGCCAGAGGAAGCAGAAUUUUCUCGCACUGAUGGCACACCCUCCGAACGACGGUACAACAAAUAUGAAAACAAGAACUUUGGAGAAGGUGGACAAAGCAUUAGGGAGAGACCUCGUAGACCACGGCCAGUCCGACCUCCCAGACAGGACAAGCCCCCACGAUUUCGGAGGCUUAAAGAGCGGGAGGCAGUGGGGAAUGCUGGGGAAGAUCUACAUCCUACAUCUGUCUCCCUAAUGCUGUCUAAAUCCCCUGGAACUCAUGUCACUUUGCCUGAGGGUGCUGCUAAAGCCAGUGCAGCACCACCUCUCACUUCUGGUGUGACUUCCCCUGAACUUCCUGUUACAGAGGCGGUUCUUCCUGAAAUGGGAGCCGUCACAGUAGUUGCUGCUGGCAGCAAAUCACCUGACUUGUCCAAUCAGAAUUCCUCUGACCAGGCCAACGAAGAGUGGGAGACGGCCUCUGAGAGUAGUGACUUCAACGAACGGAGAGAGCGAGAGGACAAGAAGCAACUUGAAGUAGCUGUGACGGCAACAGUUUCCUCUUCUGCGCCUCCACAUAUCUCAAGGGUACAGAGCAAGUCACCCACAGAAGGUGUAGCAAUCCUGAAACGAGAAUCAGCCUCGGCAGCCAAGAGGAGCUUCUCCAGCCAGCGGCCUGUAGAUCGACAGAAUCGCCGGGGAAAUAGCGGGCCUAAAGCAGGCCGAGGGUAUGCUGGAAACAAGGGCGAGAGAAGGGGAGGAUCUGGAGCCAAAUCAGGACGCAGAGGUGCACCUUUGCAGAAUCCAGAGACUGUUCAGCCAGGGACAGGUCAAAAGAUGGGUAAAGAGCCACCACCCAGCCGCCGGAAAGAGGAGGCAAAACAAGCUGUUAAAAAACCCAAAGAGAAGGAAAAUGCUCUGUCUCAGUUUGAUCUCAACAACUAUGCCAGUGUGGUGAUAAUUGAUGACCACCCAGAAGUCACAACACUUGAGGACUCUCAGUCAAACUUAAACGAUGAUGGGUUCACUGAGGUUGUUUCAAGGAAACAGCAGAAACGUCUGCAGGAUGAGGAAAGAAGGAAGAAAGAAGAGCAAACUACCCAGAACUGGUCUAAGAAGGGCUCUGGAGAAAAAGGCAGAGGUGGCGGCUCAAAACUGCCCCCACGGUUUGCCAAAAAGCAGCAGCAACAACAGCAGCAAGGAAUGGCAGCAGGACAGCAGCAGCCUUCAGCUCCACAGAUCCAGGCUGUGUCUCAGCAGCCUCAACCACAGCCAGCUAUCUCUGUGUCUCAGCACAGCCUGCCUGCCUCUAACCAGAGCACCAGUUCGCCCCAGCCUCUCGAGGUCGCUGUAGCACCCUUACCCACUGCACCCGUAGACUUCCCUCCAAAGAGCCAGAUGCACAACACUCUUGGUACCGAACUGUGGGAGAACAAGGUGGCUGGUUCCACUGUUCUCCCUGAUGUCAAGAAACUUGGACCUAUCAGCCCUCCCCAGCCUCCCUCUGUCAGUGCCUGGAAUAAACCUCUCACUUCAUUUACAGGGACCAUGACACCAGAGGGUGUGAAAGUGGGCACAGAAAGUGGGGUUGAGCUGGGCAUGGACAACAUCCAGUUUGGUGCCCCCUCUUCAGCAGGCAGCACUGACAGUGAUGGAGUGCCCGUCCUGCUGGAGAAAACCUCUGACAAUAAACUACCCGAACCCAAAGAGCAGAGACAGAAACAGCCCCGCGCUGGACCUGUCAAACCUCAGAAGUUGCCUGAUAUCUCCCCGCCAGAGCCCAAGGAAUAUAAACCCGGACCCAUCGGUAAAGAGCGUUCACUCAAGAAUCGUAAGGCUGCCAAAGAUGUGCGUCAGUCUGAUGGAGAGGACCUGGAUAAAGGUGUAGCUGGAAGCAACAGAGACAGAGACUCCAGCUCACCCAUUAAAGACAAAGUUCCUGACCUGGGUGGAGAUAUUGAGGGCAUGAUCACCGCUCCAUCAGCGGAGUACUCCAGCAGCUCGAAGGAAUCCGUGACUGACUACACAAUCCCGUCAUCCUCCUUGACUGACAAUGUCCCCACUGCAGGGACCAAGAUGGAGGAAAGCCUUGUGACACCUGUCCUCCCUCACACAUUGCCUCUUCCACGAAGAGAAACGCUUCAGCAGAGCUCCAGCCUCGCUACCGUUGACCUCACACUCAAAAUGGAGUCUGCACGUAAGGCAUGGGAGAACUCCCCCAGUCUUGGAGAGAAGAGCUCACCUGUCACUUCUUCUGCCUCCCCCAUCACCAGUGGAGGAGGAGCCGGCGGUGCCUCCUUCAACUCCUUCUCCAGUGCUUCAGUGCCUCAGAUACCUGUGGCCUCUGUCACCCCCAGUACCUCCUUGUCCGGAUCUGCGACAUACACAACGGCCUCUCUCAGCACAAAGAGUACAUCAGCGUCUGACCCCCCCAACAUCUGCAAGGUAAAGCCCCAGCAGUUGCAGAGUUCGGGAAUGUCCAGCAGUAACUUCUCCCAGCUGGGUUGUGUGCCCUCUCUCUUACUACAGCAGCAGCAACAGACCCCACAGGUGUUCGUAUCCCAGUCUGCAGCAGGUUCUGCAGCCCAAAUCCCAGCCUUCUACAUGGAUACCAGCCACUUGUUCAGUACGCCUCACCCUCGCCUGGCUCCUGCAUCUAUAGCCCAGCAGCAAGGUUAUCAGCCUGGACUCUCACAGCCCACAGCAGUGCAGCAGAUACCCAUUCCCAUCUACGCUCCUCUGCAGGGGCAGCACCAGCACCAGGCCCAGCUGGGCCUCAGCACUGGUCCUCCUGUGUCUCAACCUCAAGAUCUCUUCAGCUCCUCCAUGCAGACCUACAGGUCUCAGCAGGCGUUUAUGCAAAACAGCCUCUCCCAGGCAUCUCCCAUGAUGCUGUCUGGCACACCGCUGCACAGUUACCCUGGGGUUCAGCCGCCAGAACUGGGCAAGCCCCAAUCUAACCUGGCCUUCCAGCAAACAUCAAACACCCAGCACAUCCCCAUACUGUUUGAGCCCCAGCUGAACCAGCCCUCUGGCAUCGGAGGAUCACAACUGAUAGACACGCACUUACUGCAGCGUCAGGGAAUGAGUCAGCACUCAAACCUGUACUCUGGUCAGGUCCAGCAGCAGACCAGUUACUACAGCUCCACACAGAGUCCCAGUUCUGCCCUGCAGCAGGUGACUGUUCCUAUGCCAGGUUCACAGUUGUCUUUGCCCAACUUCGGUUCUGGUGGUGGUCAGCCGCUCUUGGCUUUGCCUCCAACCCCUCCCCAAGCUCCACCUCCCAGCCUCAACCGUCAGCCCCCCAACAAUCCGCCCUACCGCAGCCUUAUGGGACAGAAUACACACAGCAUGAUGCAGCCUUCCAAUAAGAUGUGUGAGAUGGAUCUGAAGCUCUUCAGUGCUGGAAUGGAUAUGAAGCCUGGAACACCACCAGUCAGUGCAAGAAGCACUACCCCCACUUCUAGCCCUUAUAGGGCAAGUUCCACGAGUCCCAGUAGUCAGUCUAGCAAGAUGAACAGCAUGAUGUAUCCCAAACAGUUCCAGUCUGGAUCUGCAGGAAUGCGCAUUGCUCAGCACUUCCCAGGACAGUUCAACCCACAGGUCAGCUCCUGAACACACAUACAACACCAGUCCAGUGUUUUGACAUGUUUUGUGUUUUAUCGAGAUUUUGCUAAAAAUAUUGCUAACACUAAAGUUAGAUACGUUGCAAAUCUACCAAAGGCUGAAUAAGGAAGAGGAAAAUAAUUCAUAGUGCUUAAUGUUGCUCCCGAUGUGAUCUGCUGCACGUGUGUGGCACUUCAGAUGAAAGUGCCAGGUUAACAACACGGAGGCUGAUAUAAAAGACAGUGGUAAUAUUCCCAGUUGUACACAGUGUGAU
Xyrauchen texanus (razorback sucker) is the source of this 8449-nucleotide messenger RNA. Its product is annotated as protein PRRC2C-like. The record is from RefSeq and is a predicted model, not a curated record. The coding region runs from base 415 to 8184 and encodes 2589 amino acids. The transcript is spliced from 31 exons. Gene Ontology annotation, biological process: cell differentiation. Lineage: Eukaryota; Metazoa; Chordata; Actinopteri; Cypriniformes; Catostomidae.